AUUCCGCGGACAGUAGUUGAAAGAUUAGUGGUUGCAAAGAUGCUCUGUAGAAAUGGACUGUUUUUAAGUUUAACUCUCAAUAGUUUAUUUAGUUUGUCUGUUACUCAGGAUCCGUGUGUGACAGUCGACGGCCGCGAGGGACGUUGCGUACCAGUCAAUAGUUGUGCGUGGAUCCUCACCAAGUCUCUAACCGAGAAGGAUACCUUUCAUAAAAGUGAGUGUGGUACUCUGGAUGAUUCUACUCCACUGGUAUGCUGCCGUAAGUGGACUAAUUUGGAGAGCUGUGGUUAUGGCCAAAGUGACGAUGACGGUAUGAGGCGAGAAAGCGGGGAAUUUCCCUGGGUUGUUGAUGUUUUGUUUAAAAGGCUUGGACGAAAUCAUCUAUUCAAAUGUACAGGAUCGCUCAUUAACCGUGAGUACGUCCUAACUGCGGCACACUGCGUGAAAGAUAUGCCUUUUAGACUCAAACCGCAUAAAGUGCGAGUGAAAAGAGGCCAAAAAUUCAAAGAAUAUGACGUGGAACGAUUCAUAGUACAUCCAAACUACACGACAGAUUUCAACAACAAGAUAAAUGAUUUGGCUCUUUUGAAAUUGGCUCAAACCGUUGAUUUCACUGACCAAGUACAGCCUGCCUGUUUGCCGGUGGAUGAUGUUUCGGAUCAAUUACCGAAAAGUGGACAAACAGUAUCAAUUUAUGCUGCCGGCCCAUCGAGAACAGACUCUGUACGACGUGACAAAAAACUCAUCUCAAUGCAGGUGCGAGAUCCGGCCCUGUGCAACAGGUAUUAUCGCGAAGUUUAUCUUGAACUUGCCCCGGUUCAGCUGUGCGUGGGAGGAGAAAUCGGAAGAGACGCUUGUCCGGGUGAUUCCGGUGGUCCGUUAAUGUUGAAACGAGAGACCGGGAAGUUGGACAAUCAAAUCACCAGUACCAGCCAAGUUCGCUGGUAUCAGGUCGGGAUAGUUAGUCUCGGUCCACAGCAUUGUGGGGGCAAGAUUCCCGGAAUUUACGUAAAUCUGCUAAACUACAUCGAAUGGAUAGAGGCAACAGUUGAUACGGAUUAGUGAGAGUAAUUACUUUGCAAACUUAACAGAGUGUAAACGGGAAUCCAAAAUGAUGGUGAUGGUUUCAAGAGCAGCUACUGAAUAUUCAUGAGAAGUGGUGAUUCACAAGGGAUAAUAUAUCGAUAAUAUGUGUUCAAUGCAGAGGUGUAAAUUUAUAAUGAUGGAUCGUUUAUCGAAGAAGACAGCGAUGGAGCGGAAAAAUAUGGUGAUUACGAAUUUAAAAAGCGUCCGCGAUCGUUUACUAAUCGUUACAAAAUGUGUUUUGUUAUCUACUAAUUAAUAAAGAAAAACGUGUGAAUGUGAAAAAUGUCCUCAUUGCAAAA
Molecule: messenger RNA, 1385 nt
Organism: Culex quinquefasciatus (southern house mosquito)
Lineage: Eukaryota; Metazoa; Arthropoda; Insecta; Diptera; Culicidae
Product: CLIP domain-containing serine protease B15
Exons: 4
Coding region: 40-1062 (340 amino acids)
Biological process (GO): proteolysis
Molecular function (GO): serine-type endopeptidase activity
Source: RefSeq, a predicted model, not a curated record